Triplophysa rosa is the source of this 2333-nucleotide messenger RNA. It is a transcript of the gene rnd3b, whose product is annotated as Rho family GTPase 3b. Bases 349 to 1026 code for a protein of 225 amino acids. The record is from RefSeq and is a predicted model, not a curated record. NCBI's taxonomy places the organism in Eukaryota, Metazoa, Chordata, Actinopteri, Cypriniformes, Nemacheilidae. The transcript has 5 exons. Gene Ontology annotation, molecular function: GTPase activity; GTP binding. Gene Ontology annotation, biological process: small GTPase-mediated signal transduction.
GGUGCGAUGGGCGGUCUCGCGCUGCGCUCAUCACACAAGUAUGUGGAGGUUACAGACUCUGGAGAGCAACGAUCCGAGGGUUUUAUUUCGCAACGCAAAGAGGAUGCGCCUUGUGCCUCUACAGUUUGAGAGUUUGAAAGUUGCUCAUCUUUAUUAAAACCCGAGGAUCUCUCAAGACAACUUACAGCGCUUUAAGACUGAACAGAGCAUUGGCCGAUGCUUUUCAGCUCCAGCGCUUCUCUGACUGUAACAUGAUGGAUAGACUUAAUUCAGUCGCUAUUCUCACGGGCUCAUCCGGUUGAUGUUUGAAGUGCACUGAAUGAAGAUGAGGUCGGAAUCGAGUCUAUAAUGGAUCAUCCUCACGAUCUGAAAUGUAAAAUUGUUGUGGUCGGGGACACUCAAUGUGGGAAGACGUCCUUGUUAAGUGUGUUUGCAAAGGACUUAUUUCCAGAGAACUACGUUCCCACAGUGUUUGAAAACUACACGGCAAGUUUUGAGAUCGACAUGCUGAGAGUUGAGCUCAGUCUUUGGGAUACAUCAGGGUCUCCUUAUUACGACAAUGUGCGGCCCCUCUCGUACCCGGAUGCCGAUGCGGUUCUCAUCUGUUUUGACAUCGGUCGACCAGAUACUCUGGAGAAUGUUCUAAGAAAGUGGAAAGGAGAAAUCGAGGAGUUCUGUCCCAAUACUAAAAUACUGUUGGUUGGAUGCAAGUCAGACCUGCGUACAGACCUGGCCACAUUUGUGCAACUAUCCAAUGACAUACCUUUAUCUUAUGACCAGGGUUCAAAUAUGGCCAAGCAGAUCUCUGCCCCUUACAUUGAAUGCUCAGCGCAGCAGUCUGAGAACAGUGUAAGGGACAUUUUCCACAUAGCCACAUUGGCUUGCAUCAGUAAAACCAAGAAAAACGUCAAACGCAUCAAGUCCACCAGAGCCACAAAGAAGACCUCACACGUACCCAACAGACGUGAGCUGGACUCUGUGUCAUGUCUACACAAGACCAAGACAAAAACCUGCACAGUCAUGUGACUUCAGAAGCCACAGAAAGCAGUUAAGGACAUUCUGAGCGCAUUCUUCUCCAGGAUUUUUACAUUAGAAAAUGAAUGGACCAUGAACUGAAGGGAGCUAUAUUGAACUUCAGCAGUAUAAAUAUUCAUCUUUAAUGAGACCCAAGCCUAUUCUUCCCUGCUUAAAUAUGCAUUUUUAAACAUCUCAGACCUUUUAAAACAUGAACAUAAAGGUUCAUAAAUACUACCAAAUGCUAAUCACCUAAAACCCCUCAGAAUUUCCUCAGAACUUUGUUUUUUUGUUGAAACUUACUCCUGUUUAUGGAUGUAAACCACUUUGUCAGUGCUGCUAAUCUCAGGUCUGCUUUAUUACACCCGACUACACCAAAAAGAUACAAAUAAUGUCACAAAUAGAUUGUAGAUGAUGUUGCAUAAAUAUCUAAAAUUAGGCAAUAAAUGAAACAACCAAAGCAACUGGUAUGUCUGAUAAAAACAUUGGGGGAAAUACACAUUUCAAACUUACCAUAUAGUCUUACAUGUGCUAUAGUAGCAAUUCUAUUCAUCUAUUAUAAAUAAUUUACCAAUGAAGAUUUUAAAGGGUUAUUAAGCAAUGAAAAUUUCACAAAUGAACCUGAAUUACUUUUCAAAAAUGCUGUAGAAUUCCUUCCACUAGUAGAGAACAUAUAAAAUAAAAGGAUGUUUAUAUAAUAUUAUAUAAUCUUUAUAAAUGUUAGAACCAAAACAAACAAACGUUGAAGUGUAAAUGCAGGUAUGUUGAGUAUGUUCUGUGUUCAUGUUCUUUGAUGAGUUUUUUUUACUUUCCCAAUGGCUAUAUAGGUCCUGCAUGCAGUUUGUAAUUGAAGAAGUGCGACAAAAGUUUUAAAGCAAUCAAUAAAUGCUUUAUAAUAAAUGGGGGGAAAUAAAAUAGGGAUCAAACAACACACAAUCAUACAUGUCAACAAUUAAUAUUUAUUUGAAUUGAGAAUUCCAUUUGUAAUUCAUAUCGGAAACAUCUAAUACAUUCAUGACAGCAUGUUACAACAAAUUCAGCAGCAAGUCAUAUGGUUAAGGCUAGUCUUAGGUAUUUGAAUUAUACAACAGCAGCAAUUUUUCAGAAAAUAAACCCAUAACCAAGUUAUGUAUGAUACGUUAAUCUAUAACAAGCACCUCUCUAUGUGCUAAUAAUACAGGACAAUUUGAAAAGAUGUAUUGCAUUUAAAAAAAAUUCCACAAGGGGGCAUCCGUAGUUAUUUUUGCAAAUUGAUUUGGAACAAAAUUUCAUGCAAACUAUCAUGGAUAGGUGUUGAAAGUAGAAAAAAAGAAUUUUUC